This is a messenger RNA of Acaromyces ingoldii, 913 nucleotides long. RefSeq lists its product as hypothetical. Gene Ontology annotation, cellular component: extracellular region. Gene Ontology annotation, biological process: arachidonate secretion; lipid catabolic process; phospholipid metabolic process. The record is from RefSeq and is a predicted model, not a curated record. Gene Ontology annotation, molecular function: calcium ion binding; A2-type glycerophospholipase activity. The transcript is spliced from 4 exons. The coding region runs from base 118 to 861 and encodes 247 amino acids. NCBI's taxonomy places the organism in Eukaryota, Fungi, Basidiomycota, Exobasidiomycetes, Exobasidiales, Cryptobasidiaceae.
GAACUUUCCCCUUUGCGGUCUCUCGAACCCUCUAUUCUGUCGGCGCUCUGAUGUAAUUCACCACCUCUUACCGUCAUUCGGCACUCUCGAGCCCCUCGCAACCUCUGAUACGACAACAUGAUACUUGUCCCUCGGCCUUUGCCACUGCUCCUUUUCUUGGGCGCACUUCCGAUGCUCCUCACUGCUCACUUGCUGCUCUUCUCCGCAGGCAGGGCCGCCGCGGUCCACUUUGCACCACUCGAGCCUCACCGUCUGUCGAUCCGGAGCAAGACUACCGUUUCUCACUCUGGCGCGCAUAUACAGCCGCCAAUUGGUCUCAGGGUCGAGGUGAUCGAACUGAUCACCAAUGAAAAGAGGAGGGUGAAUCUACCAUCGUGCAAGCCUUCGGGCCAAAAGACGUGCCCCGUCGGUAUGGUGGAAGUGACAAAGCCGUCCACGCCAAACGGAUGUGGUGGCGACCCUUCCAAAAACGCUGCUUCGCUCAUCAUCAACGGCAUUCUCACACCGUUGCUUCAUGUGCUCGUGCCAUUCUUCGCGCCGGCAUGCAACAAGCACGACACCUGCUACUCCAGCUGCGGAGAGACUUUCCAAGGUUGCAACGAUGCGUUUCACAGCGACCUGAGCGCCAUCUGCAAUGCUCACGCAACAAAGGAAGAACAGUGCAAGCAGGAAAAAGAAGCCCACAAUGAAAGCGCCGAGUGCAAGAGCCACGAGAACCCCUUUGCAAAGGGCAAGAGCUGUCUGGAAGUUGCAGAGCUGAUGUACGGCGCGGUGAAAUCAGGCGGCUGCUUGGCCUAUGCCGACUCCCAAGGCCGUUAUUGCACUUGCGAAGCGAACAAAGCCUCUUCUGAUGUCGACUAAUUGAACUAAUCAUACAUGAUCCGAGCUAAUUUGCAAUAAAACCAUGAGCCUG